UCAUCAUCUCCUCCCGCAGAGUGGAGCAGCUGCAGCAUCUCUCCCUUGCAGCCCGAGCUGUAUGUCUGUGACGGCUGCUCAGCGCCGGCGGGGUUAUUUUACCGAUGCUCCUCAGCUAAUGUAACAAAUUUCAUACAACUGCUUGAAACACUAACUGAAGCAAUGGCCGCAUUUGGAGUGAUGAUACGGAUUUUACAAUACGCGGGACUUUAUUUUCAACUUAACGCAGCACUCAACGUCGAACAAGGCGAGGUGGAUAAUGGCAUCUCUGGAAAUGCUCUCUUUACAGAGGUGCCACAUGACAUCACAACAAAGAGCGGCGAGGAUGUAGAGAUGGCAUGCUCCUUCCGUGGGGCAGGCGCUCCUUCCUACGCGCUGGAGAUCCAGUGGUGGUACAUCAAGGACAACAGAGGCCGGCAAGGGAAGCCUGCUCGGAUCACUAAUAAUGAUGCACCCCUGGAGGAAAAUUCCAAAGACGCCUCCAAAAUUAGUGUGGUAAAAGUAGCCGGCAGCAACAUCUCCCACAAGCUGCGUCUCUCCAGCGUCAAGCCGUCAGACGAGGGCACGUAUGAGUGUCGCGUCAUCGACUUCAGCGUCACUGUGGCGCAGCAACACCGAGUCCGCGCCCACCUCCAGGUGGAGCCCGAGAGGAGCCCGGGACGGGAGGGCUCCGCGCUGCAGGAGCCAGGACAGCGUUCACAGGGGAGCCAUCCCCACGCCCGCCACCAGGCAGAGGAGGGGACGAGGCGACCGGACUGUAAGGAGGGCUGUGUGCUGUAGAGCUGCAUGUCCAUGAGUGGAGGCCUCGGACAUAACUGUGCGCUGUGUGUUUCACUAGUAUAUCAAGGUGUAGCUCUAAUAUUGCUUUUUGGAUGCCAGUGCCGUUGAGAGGCACAAUAUAUGACUUUGUUGCUUUGUCUAGCUGUACUUUCUCCCUUUUUUAUUACUCAUUGAAUUUAAAAGGGACCAUGUACAGUUCUAGCUAAUUCGCAUUAGGUUAAUGUUAAUGUGACAGUUAGGCAGCAAUCACAGAUAACUUUGGUGUAGUUUUUUUGUCUCACUUUUUUUUUUUUAUUCUCACAAAGUUGAAAAACAGUCAACAGAGAGACAGACUUAUUAGAGCCGGAGAAACAAAGUAAACCAUUCUCUUUAAUAUUAACCCCUUUUAUUGUUUUACCAAAUAAUUUGCAAAAAGCAGCAGUUUAUUUUCAUUCACCUGAAAACAUUUUAAAUUGCAUUUCAUUAAUGUAAUUUUUGUAAGUGUUAUUGUUUGGUAUCUGCUCUGUCCAAUACAUCCCUUUGAAAUCA
This is a messenger RNA of Pungitius pungitius (ninespine stickleback), 1308 nucleotides long. RefSeq names its product V-set and transmembrane domain containing 2 like (gene vstm2lb). Bases 163 to 780 code for a protein of 205 amino acids. NCBI's taxonomy places the organism in Eukaryota, Metazoa, Chordata, Actinopteri, Perciformes, Gasterosteidae. The transcript has 4 exons. The record is from RefSeq and is a predicted model, not a curated record. Gene Ontology annotation, cellular component: membrane.